AUGAACAACGCUAGCCGCCCAGUCACCCAGGGACGAACGCAAAAAGCGGGCGCAUAUAGCCAGGUUAACGGCACAAAAACCGAAGCCGGAGGCAGCCAGCCCGCUAUGAAGAGGCAGAGAGUCGAAGGCGGGCUCGAAGGGACCAAAGCCACACCUCAGGGUACGCAGCCUUCUCAAAAGCGGGUCGCUGAGCCGCCCUUCGUGACUUUUGGCUCGGUCCAUCAAAUCCCGCUGCUGAGCGCACUCCCGCUUGCAGUCUUCGGGGGAGCCCCCACUGUACACCAGAGUGACGCUGUCCUGAAGCUGCUCAGGCUUGCUUUGGAGGCGGACAGGGAGGUGCAGGUCAAGCUGCUGUGCCUCCUGGACGAGGUCGUGCCGGAGACCAACAUGAAUGCGAACCUCGCAAAAGACGACCUCAUCCGAGACAACCCCGACGCACCCGACCUCUUCGCAUACCGCCCCCUCCACGUCGACAAGCGAAUAAUCACGUCGCUCAAGAACGGCUUCCACAUCCCGCUCACCAUGUUCACCAUCCAAUCCAUGGCCGCCGUGAACAGGCACCCCUGGGAGCUCGCCUGGGAGGAGCGCUGCGACGGCGCGCUCAACGAAGUCCCCUGCAUCGACGCGACCCCGUACUACCCGCGCGAGGACGCGAUGCUGCCCGUCGACUGGCGCGAGGCGUACCCGUACUUCCUGCAAGCGCUGCACGCAUUCCUGUCGCGCGUGGAGGUCGCGCGCUUCCGCACGCACUACGAGUACCUCGCGGGCCAGCGCGACUUCGUGCGGAACUUCGAGGCCGUGCUGGCGUUCGACAUCUCCGUGCGCGAGCGGUACUUCCGGGACAAGGCGUGGGUGGCGUUCGAGGCGGGCUCGGCCGAGUACGAGCAGGCGUAUCAUAACGAGACGAUGAAGCUUCUGCGCGAGGACCUCCGCCGUGCUGAGGAGUCGCAGGAACGGUGGAACGACCAGCAGAGGGGAGGACGCUCUAGGAAUGACGGGUAUCGAGGCGGAGGGGGUCGAUGGAACGGACGCGGAUGA
Trametes versicolor FP-101664 SS1 is the source of this 1038-nucleotide messenger RNA. RefSeq lists its product as uncharacterized. The record is from RefSeq and is a predicted model, not a curated record. Bases 1 to 1038 code for a protein of 345 amino acids. The transcript has a single exon. NCBI's taxonomy places the organism in Eukaryota, Fungi, Basidiomycota, Agaricomycetes, Polyporales, Polyporaceae.